Messenger RNA from Aspergillus vadensis CBS 113365, 1638 nucleotides. RefSeq lists its product as uncharacterized. The transcript is spliced from 2 exons. Lineage: Eukaryota; Fungi; Ascomycota; Eurotiomycetes; Eurotiales; Aspergillaceae. The record is from RefSeq and is a predicted model, not a curated record. Bases 175 to 1476 code for a protein of 433 amino acids.
ACACUCUUUUACCAGAUUUACUACAUUCUGCACGUUCGCUUUGCCGUUGAUCGGCCUGCCACUCUUUUCUCGCCCAUUUGAAGCAGCAGCGUUUUAUCACGACCCAACCUUAUACCUCCUUGUUUUUAACCCUUCGCCGCGACCCAUUUUCGAACUCACACCUUACCUUUCAUCAUGUCUUUCCAUAUUCCCGAUACAUCCUCCCCCAAUGUCUUGUACGCCCGCUCCCUUCUGUCCUUCAGAAGCUGUGUGUCAUGUCCCUCUACAUCACCGUCUUGCCCGACCUGCGACGAUGGCUAUACAUGUACGAUGACCAGUCAGUCAUGUUCUGCGUGUGCCAGCACCCAAUGUGUCAAGUCCCCAACGUCUAGCGACAGCUCCAGUUCAAACAACUCGGGUGGUGGAGGCAGUGACGCCGGAGCGAUCGCGGGAGGAGUCAUUGGUGGUAUUGCAUUUGUUGCGAUUGUGACGUUCCUCGUGUGGUGGUUCUUCAUCCGGAAGAAGCGCCAGGAACAGGCAGCCAGUGUGGCAGAAAAGGCCAGCACAUUCAACGACGCCCGACAGUCGAGAAAAUCGACCCAUUCGAUCGCAUCGACCGUCCUAACUCGCGCCUCCAAUGUCAUUCAGAUCGCAUAUAUUCCCGGUGUUACCAACCGCUCGCCUCCAGAAACCCCGGGCCACCUCGUGCCGCCUGUUCCUCCGUUGCCCGGUGCCCACCCGGAUCAGCACUUCUUCAUGCCUGGCGAUCUUCGCGACUCCACAUGGUCGGAAAUGUCGAACGAACGCCGCAGCAUCGCCCCGAGUUUGCGCAGCAGUGUGGCCACCACUAUCUACCGGAACAAUGCUAUCGUCAGCCCGAUGCCUGCACAACAGGUCAUGCGCACACGGGCGGCGGUGGUCAAUAUCAACGGAGCCGCAGAUGCGCCCGCUGUUCCAGCCAUCACCCAGGCACAACUCGCCAAGGCAGGCGUCACCACGACAACCAGCAACAGUUCGAUUGUCGCACGCACUGUUACCGCCAAGCCGGUUAUGGUGAGAGGUGCCUCGAAGAAGAAGAACAACAACGCCUCUGCGUCUCCCGCCGUCCAGACCAUCGAGGAGCAACCGGAGACAAAUAGUGCGGCUGCUUCUAAGUCGCCUAGUACCCAAGAAAAGGAAGAGACGCCUACCUCAGGCUUCGACGAAAACUCCUCGGAUGAAGAAGACUCGGCGCCGAAGACUACACCGGCACAGAACACCAACAAGACAGAGACCGCUAAGGAGGAGACACAAUCACGACCCGCUACCGUGAUUGAAGACUCGCCAGCCGUCAGCCAGAGCCCUUUCAAGGAUCAACCCGCAGAGACCGAUCGCCGAGCGUCUGCCCGAGCGUCAUCUUUGCUCGAGAGACCCGAAGGUACCCAGUCUAACCGAAGCAGUCGACACCUCCCACCGCGCGUCGAGAGCCCAUUCUCUGACGCCAACGAGGUGAAAUGAUCUGCACGCUCUUUCCUACAUGUCUGAUUUAUCUGCGUUUGAGAACCCUUUCAUUUGGAUGGCGACAAAUGGCGCAAAGUGAUUAGCAGUUGGCCCUAUGGGGAGCCCCUACUUUCUUGUAUCUAUGAUUUAUGCUUCUUGACUCUUGGAUCUCUAUUGGUC